Molecule: messenger RNA, 1036 nt
Organism: Ziziphus jujuba (common jujube)
Lineage: Eukaryota; Viridiplantae; Streptophyta; Magnoliopsida; Rosales; Rhamnaceae
Product: B3 domain-containing protein At2g31420
Exons: 1
Coding region: 104-883 (259 amino acids)
Molecular function (GO): DNA binding
Source: RefSeq, a predicted model, not a curated record
UUCUUCUUCUUCUUCUUCUUCUUCUUCUUCUUCUUCUUCUUCUUCUUCUUCUUUUUCUUCUUCUUGGUUCUGAAUUGCCCAUCUAGGGUUUAGAUCGACGGUCAUGGCAGAAACCCAUGAAAAUUGUGAGCGACUUUAUCUUCUUGCUUGUGUGUGUGAUCUUGAGUCCAAGAAAUUGGAGUACCCAUUACCAGUUACAAUUAAUUUCCCAAAGAAGCCUAGGUCUCUGUCUCUGUCUCUCAGGAGGAGGCCCACAAGAUUCCCCAGUCCUCAAUCACCACCAUCACCGGAUCAUCAACUUGCUUCAAAUUUGAAGGUUUCUGCUACGCUUCUUGGAAAAAGAUGUUUCUUUCAACAAGUUGAUAAUGCUGAUCAACUUAACUCCAGCAGCAAGAAACAGAGGAAACAGAGUAAGAUGACCACCAAACAACAGGAUCUCAACCUCAAUGCUAACCUUCAAAUUCAAAACCCCCACUUGCCUAGCAACUUUCUUGAUCAUAUCAAAGCUUUGGGUGGUUCUGAUGUUAAGCUUGUCAUUGAGAAAAAGCUUACCAACACUGAUUUGGACAUUGGUAACCAUCGGUUCUCUAUGCCUUUGAGUAUGAUCCACUCUGAAUUUCUCACUAAAGAUGAGAAGGAGUCUCUCACCAUCAAGAUCGGUAAACAUCUUAUGGGCAUUGAUGUUUUGCUUUGGGAUCCUUUUCUUGAUCACAAUACCAAACUUUGCUUGAAGAAGUGGGAUUUUACCAAAACCUCCAGCUCUUACAUGUUGAUUGAAAACUGGAAUUAUGUUGCUGACAGGAACGAUUUGAGAGCUGAUAUGAUGGUCCAGAUGUGGUCUUUCCGAGUCAACUCAAAACUUUGUUUUGCCCUGGUUUAUUAAGUUUAAGAAUAAUCCAAUUUUUUUUUUUUCUUUUUUUUUUCCACGGACAGAUUCAAUGGUGGUGUUGAAUUUGUACAGAUCAAUUCUGUGUAGUUGAAAUCUUGUUUAUUUCGUAUUUUAGUUUACCAUUUGAGUAAAUACAUUAAUUUUUCA